Babesia bigemina is the source of this 2403-nucleotide messenger RNA. RefSeq lists its product as hypothetical. Gene Ontology annotation, biological process: regulation of translation. Gene Ontology annotation, molecular function: mRNA binding. NCBI's taxonomy places the organism in Eukaryota, Apicomplexa, Aconoidasida, Piroplasmida, Babesiidae. The coding region runs from base 1 to 2403 and encodes 800 amino acids. The transcript is spliced from 4 exons. The record is from RefSeq and is a predicted model, not a curated record. Gene Ontology annotation, cellular component: nucleolus.
AUGAAGCUCAACGUGCAGACCCAAGCCGACGCUUCUCAAAAGCGAAGAUCCGCGAGAUUGACGCAUGGCUCGAAGGAUGCCAAAGCGCAGAAAAAUGUCAAAAGCGCCAGGUCCAAGCCCAGCCGUGCGGCGGCCAUAAAGGCUGCUAUGCGGAUCAAGGCGGAGGCAACGCAGCGUUCCACCCGCCUCGUGAAAAGCACUAAAAUGGUAGCUAAGAAAACGGUGAAAGCUGCUGUGUCGAAACCCGCUGCCGAUCGUGCCGCCGGGAGCAAAGCAGCCAAGCCCGCCGCGGCUGCGAAAGGCAAGGGGUCCGCCAAAUCGUCGAGCGCCGUUGAAUCAUCUAAGGGUUCAAAAAAAGACGAAAAGGCGGUCAAAUCCACCACCAGCAAGACAACCAAGGCCGCUCAUGCAAAAACGGUGGCCUCAAAAACCACCAAAACUGCACCCAAGGGCGUGUCUAAGACCGUGAAGAAGGACCUCGACAAGACAGCCAAAACAUCCAAGGCCACUUCGCAGAAAACAGUGGCGAAGGAAUCGGCUGUCAAGAAAGUCAAGGAGGAGAAGAAGAGCGCGGUCGCGAGUGUGAAGACUGAGAAGGGCGCCAAGGACAAGCCGGUCAAGAAGGUUACGUUCAAGCUUGAUAAAUCGGCUAAGAAAGCGAAACCCUCCGGGAAGGUCUACAAGAAGGAAACCAAGGCGCCCGCUUCGCUCACCGUUAACGGCAAAUCUGCAGCCAAGAGCACCUCCGCUAAGGGUAAGGCCACCAAGAGCACGGCAGCUAAUAAUGCUAAGGCGGCAAAAUCGUCUAAGGCACCAAAGGGCGAGGCCGCAGCUUCGGCUGCCAAGUCGUCGCGAAAGGUGAAGAAGGAGACCAAGGCCUCUAAGGAGGAGGAGAAGAAGGGACUCAACAAGCUGUACAGCCGGCUGCUGGUCGACCACGCUAAGCCGGAUGUCGUCAAAUCGACCACCGCGCAAAUCCUGAAGCAGACGGGAAGCAGCAAAUAUCCAGUGAUGGCAAACAAGCGUCACAUUUCGCGGAUACUGCAGGCGUGUCUCAAAUACGGCGACACGCAGGUGAGGAGCGCCAUUUUCGAGAACGUCAAAAAAAACUUCACGCUCGCCAGCCUCAACGCACACAGCGCGAGGUUCUUCGUGAAGCUCUACCACUACUGCAACACCGUGGCUAAGGAUUUUCUCCGCAAGUCCUUCUUCAACGACCACAACAAGAGUUUGCUUUUCUCCAGAUAUGGAUCUGAUGUCAUGGAUGUGAUGUAUCAAAAACUGAAGAACAAGGAGCAGCUUGCAGUUUUGAGAUUAUAUGCGCUUUCGAAUUUUUUUGUGCUCGACAAGGACGCUAUGCGUAAAGUUGAGGCGACAGGGUCGAUCAACCAGUUCAUCAGCAUCAUCGACGAGAGCGAGUCCAGGGAGAGCUGCGUGGAGACGCUGAAAACCUCGGUGAUUAAAAUGAUAGACAAGGCGCAACUGACCGCUGCGCUGUCUCACGAUCUGCUCUAUAUCUACUGGAAGCUGACAGAUAACAAGGAACAACUGAUAGGACAGCUGUACAAGGUGUUCGGACAGCUGCUCUCCACGCGCAACGGCAACACCAUCAUGUGCGAUCUGUUCGGCUAUGCUGACAAGAAGAUGCGUAAAUCUAUGCUCAAGGGUUUGAGAACCGAUUUCCCGGAGGCUGUUUACAACCAAAUAAAUGUGUCGUUCUUGAUUAAAGCUAUCCUCUGCACGGACGACACCAAGCUGUCGAUCGACUGUCUACUCAGGCCAUUUCAGGACGAGUUGCAAAAAUUAGUAUCACACCAAUACGGCCAUUUAUUCGUAAAGGCGGUACUGGAAACCCCCAAGGAGGUGGAGUCUAAAACGAGCAUGAAGGAUCCGGCUGUACGACAGGCUGAGUUGCAGGCGUUCCUGCUCCCGUUGCUCGUCGAGCUAUUCGGGUCCAUCGAACUUAAGGAGGUUAUUGAGAACAAAUACGCCAGCCAAGUGCUCAUGUCCACCCUGAGGUUGUCCGGAGACGCUGAAAUCAUGCAAUCGAUAGUGGACGCAGUGCGUGCCGAUUGUGAAUUGUCACUUAUGGAAAACAUCGAUACUUUCCGAUUCAUUCAAACCUUGGUAAAAAAGCCAAGCGUACCAAUGGAGGUGCUUUGUCCGUAUGGAGCUCUCUGGCCUGCGGUGAAACCCAACGUCAAUCGCAUUCUGAGCCGCAAGUCCGUGUUCCUCUUGGUCGACAUACUCGAGGCGGCAAUGAGGAAUGCUGAUCAGCAGGUGAUUGCCGAUAUCAGGGAGACCAUACCUGUUUCUAAGCUUGAAGAAACCUGUAAGAUUCUUGAGAAAAGAAACGAGAAACACGCCGGUUUGGAUGUUUUAAUUAAGUUGUUGGACAAGUGA